GGAAGAGGGACAUUAGCUUGGCGCGUAAAAAUGGCUGCAAUUAAUUUGAAGUUAAAGGCAGUCCCAGAGGAAAAGACCUCAAAUCCAAACCCUAACCCUAACGAUGGUGCAAAGGGGAAGAGGAUUAAGGACCUGGGUAACGGAAGCCAAGUAGUGUAUUUUCCGAGCUUCUUUGGGUACGAGCAAUCAUGGAGUUUCUUCAAUUACCUCGACAAGCAUAUUCGUUGGACCAGACCUACCAUUCGCGUCUUCGGUCGCUCCUGUCUCCAGCCUAGAGAUACAUGUUACAUUGCAAGCUCCGGAUUGCCGGAGUUGGUUUACAGUGGAUAUCAACCACAUGCUUAUUCUUGGGAUGAUUUUCCUCCACUCAAGGAGAUUUUGGAUGCAGUCCAUGAAGUGCUUCCAGGAAGUAAAUUCAACAGUUUGCUUUUAAAUAGGUAUAAAGGCGGCAAUGACUAUGUGGCUUGGCAUGCUGAUGAUGAGAAGCUUUAUGGACCAACCCCAGAAAUCGCUUCGGUUUCUUUUGGAUGUGAAAGGGAAUUUCUGUUGAAGAAGAAACCCAGAAAAUCAUCCCAAGGGAAAGUAUCCAAUGAAGAGCCUACGACCAAGAGAUUGAAGAGUAGCAACUCGGAUGAUCAGCACUCCUUCACACUAAAGCACGGAUCAUUGUUAGUAAUGAAAGGUUACACACAGCGGGAUUGGCUCCACUCUGUGCCAAAGCGAGCCAAGGCAGAGACAACUCGAAUCAACCUCACCUUUAGACUUGUUGUUUGAUCAGAAUCUUGGGAGCAAUGAAACAAUGACUUGUUCUGACUCUCAUUUUUCUUUUUGUGCUUAAUGUGGAUAAGAUAUGCAGAACGCUUUCAUUGGUGGAGCUGUUUUGUGAAUAUGUGAACAAACUGACCAAGUUAAAUAGCCAAAAGUGGAUGUGCAACAAGAGACUUAUUGCGUUUCGGCGUAUUUUGAAUGAUAAAGAGGAUUUCAAAAGUGGAACAAUCAAGGAAAAGGUGGUUUUUUGCUUCCGGCUAACUCCCGUUACAGGAUGUCUGGAGUCGGCUUAUGCAGUCUACCCAGGAAACACUACAUAACCAAAA
Molecule: messenger RNA, 1094 nt
Organism: Carica papaya (papaya)
Lineage: Eukaryota; Viridiplantae; Streptophyta; Magnoliopsida; Brassicales; Caricaceae
Gene: ALKBH2
Product: oxidoreductase, 2OG-Fe(II) oxygenase family protein
Biological process (GO): DNA alkylation repair
Molecular function (GO): ferrous iron binding; broad specificity oxidative DNA demethylase activity; cytosine C-5 DNA demethylase activity
Source: RefSeq, a predicted model, not a curated record